AUGGAGAUAUUCCGAAGACAAAGACUUAAUAGCAAACCUCUCAAAAACAACAAGCCCAAACUGGAGCCAGUGUUGGAGGAGCAGGAUGUGGGUGCAGCCUUGCCUGUUGAUGUCUUAACAUAUGAGGAAAAAACCCUGUCUGCAAUACUAAGAGUUCCCAGCAGUGGCCUUGUCAAGCUGUGGAGUGCUCUAACACUGCUGGGCUCCUACCAGAACAGGAAGUGUGCUUUCAGAGUGAUACAGACCUCUCCAUCUCCUUGCGUUAUCUGGGAACAGCAGAGAACUCCUACUGGAUUGAAUACACCGGAAACGUGGUUGGGCUGUAAGAAGCAGAAGUUGCUCAAGAUGUUGGCACUACUCAGACCUAGAAUUUUUGGUGGGGAUUUCAAAAGAACCAUCCUGACAAAACCAAACAUUGCCAGCUCAUUGCUUAGAUCUCUCUCUCUUCAGCGUUCACAUAUACAGGUUGGAGACAAGGCUGAACUUACUAAAGCCUUCACACAGAAAGAUGUUGUUAGUUUUGCUGACUUAACUGGGGACACAAACCCACUGCAUUUGGAUGAAGACUAUGCAAAGAGAACUAGGUUUGGGAGAACAAUUGUACAUGGAGUUUUGAUCAACGGACUUAUUUCAGCAGUUAUAGGUACUAAAAUGCCUGGCUAUGGUUGUGUGUUUCUUUCUCAGGAAAUUCACUUCCCAGCUCCCUUGUACAUUGGAGAAGAAGUCUUAGCUGCAGCAGAAGUGACGAGACUGAAAAGAUCUGUUGCAUACAUUUCAGUAUCAUGUACUGUUAGGGAAAGUGAAAAGAUUGUUAUGGAAGGGAUAGUGAAAGUCAUGGUGUCAGAAGGUCAGCGCUCGUGACUGCAUGGUGCUUUAUUCUUUAGUAAAAUUCAGAAAUAUGUGGGGGGUUCACAUGUGUGAUACCUCAAACCUUGGUAAGAGGAAGCCUGCAGAAACACUUUGAAGGACACAGCUUGCUGUCAAUUUUGAGAGCUGAUGUGCCUUGUAGGUGAGAGAUGUAAAACAUCACUUUUGAUGGCUUGUAAGGGCACAUGAAGAUCAGUAUGAUCCAUACUUACCUUACAUCUAUUACCAUCGUGUGCAACCAAGCCUGUUCUGUUUCCUAGCUCAACUGUCUGUCACCAGAAUAAACCCCAGUGUUAACUGGAACCUUUUACAAAGAAAUGUUUACUUCACGUAAUGUUCUGGAGUUGGUCAAGAGAUUCCUGUCCCCUGACUAGUAAACAGGGAGCCAAGAUAUUUAUCUCAGAUAAAUAAAUAAAGUAUUCUCUUGGUUCCUUGUUACUAUUGCACAACAUGUGCCACAUUUCACAUUGAAUUUUGAACUCUUGUUCAGUUUGAAGUUCUAGAUAUGGCAAAGGGCCAGAUCUCUCUCUCACCCCUUCUAUGAAUUCAAUGAAGACCAAGGGACUACGUGGGUGAAUAAAGCAAGCAGCAUUGGGUUCAUAUUAACACAUGCACAUGUCAUCCUCUCCCCUGACUUACAAGAAUAAAAAGCUUGUUCUUCAA
Chrysemys picta bellii (western painted turtle) is the source of this 1530-nucleotide messenger RNA. It is a transcript of the gene HTD2, whose product is annotated as hydroxyacyl-thioester dehydratase type 2. Gene Ontology annotation, cellular component: mitochondrion. The record is from RefSeq and is a predicted model, not a curated record. Gene Ontology annotation, biological process: fatty acid biosynthetic process. Gene Ontology annotation, molecular function: (3R)-hydroxyacyl-[acyl-carrier-protein] dehydratase activity. Lineage: Eukaryota; Metazoa; Chordata; Testudines; Emydidae.